UAGGUGCAAAAGACAGUGGUUUAGGAUUCUCGAUGAGCAAACAAGGAUUUGGUCAAUUUACGAGGCCCAAAUCUUACCAUCUAAAGUUGUCUCAGCAGUAAAACUCAUGCAGCGAUUGGUCUAAUAUAUAAAACGACGCAGCUAUUUUUUGAAAUGAUAAUUUUCCGUUGCUUUUAUUCUCCUUUUUCCUUUACAAUAAUAAAAAAAGAGACCUUAUUACGAGAUGGGUAUCCCGAAGUUUUUUCGAUGGAUUAGCGAACGCUAUCCAAUGUGUUCCGAACUUAUCACUGACAACGGCAUUCCAGAAUUUGAUAACCUUUACUUGGACAUGAACGGCAUUGUUCAUAACUGCUCUCACAACAAUUCGGAUGAUCCUCACUUUCGCAUCACAGAAGAGCAAAUCUGGUUAGGCAUCUUUCAAUAUAUUGACCACCUCUUUUCCAAGAUUAAGCCUAAAAAAUUAUUCUUCAUGGCUAUCGAUGGUGUUGCUCCCCGUGCUAAAAUGAAUCAACAACGUUCACGUCGUUUCCGAACUGCCAAGGACGCGGAAGAUGCUCGACGAAAGGCUAUACAAAACGGCGAGGAGCUACCCCCGGAAGCCCCCUUUGAUACCAACUGUAUUACACCCGGAACCCCGUUUAUGAUCAAGCUCACACAGCAAUUACGCUACUUUAUUUCGAAAAAGGUUCAAGAAGACGCCAACUGGCGAAAUGUGGAAAUUGUCCUGUCGGGCCCCGAAGUACCAGGUGAAGGAGAGCAUAAGAUCAUGGAGUACAUUCGUCUGUCAAAAGCACAGCCAGAUUAUGAUCCAAAUACAAGACAUUGCUUGUAUGGUCUGGAUGCUGACUUGCUUAUGCUUGGUUUAUUAAGUCACGACCCUCAUUUUGCUUUAUUACGUGAAGAAGUAGUAUUUGGUAAACACCAAAAAAAGAAGAUUGCAAGGUAAGCUUUUUAAAAUAACCUCCGAGAAACUUGUCCAGG
Molecule: messenger RNA, 981 nt
Organism: Rhizopus microsporus ATCC 52813
Lineage: Eukaryota; Fungi; Mucoromycota; Mucoromycetes; Mucorales; Rhizopodaceae
Product: putative 5-3 exonuclease
Exons: 4
Coding region: 224-946 (240 amino acids)
Biological process (GO): rRNA catabolic process; nuclear-transcribed mRNA catabolic process
Cellular component (GO): nucleus
Molecular function (GO): RNA binding; 5'-3' RNA exonuclease activity
Source: RefSeq, a predicted model, not a curated record